Messenger RNA from Pezoporus flaviventris, 1821 nucleotides. RefSeq names its product transmembrane protein 231 (gene TMEM231). The transcript is spliced from 7 exons. The record is from RefSeq and is a predicted model, not a curated record. Gene Ontology annotation, biological process: regulation of protein localization; cilium assembly. The coding region runs from base 45 to 1007 and encodes 320 amino acids. Gene Ontology annotation, cellular component: ciliary transition zone; ciliary membrane. Lineage: Eukaryota; Metazoa; Chordata; Aves; Psittaciformes; Psittacidae.
CGCCCGUCAGGGCCCCGCCGUUGCCACGGUGAGGGCGCGGGGCGAUGGCGGCCUUGGAGCUGUUCUCGCACCCCGCGCUUCACACGCGGUACCGCGCCGGUCUCUGCUCCGCUGCCGCGCUGGCGCUGCUGCUCGUCACGCUGCUCACCUACGUGCCGCCGCUGCUCGUGGCCUACCGGAGCCACGGUUUCUGGCUGAAGCAGAGCUCGUACCUGGAGCAGCCCACAGUGCGGUUCCGGUACGAGCUGCUCCUCGUGGCCACCACAGGGCCCAGCCCGGGCAGCUUCUUGGCGUGGAGCACGUUUCCAGCGUUCAACCGGCUGCAGGGGGAGCGGCUGCGGGUCCCGCUGCUGUCGACUACAGAAGAAGACAAAAACCAAGAUGGCAAAAUGGAUCAGUUGCAUUUUCGAUUGGAACUUCCGCUACAACCUACAGAGCAUGUAGUUGGUGUUCAGCUGAUUCUACUCUUUUCCUACCAGCUUUAUAGGAUGUCAACGUUUGUGAUGCAGAGCAUGGCUUUUCUUCAGUAUUUUUCUCCUGUGCCAGGGUCUCAGCUGUAUAUGAAUGGAGACCUGAAACUGAAGCAGAGGCAAUUACUUAACUAUUGUGGACUGGAUACCAGAUACAAUGUGUCUCUGGUCAAUGGCGCAAGUCCCUUUGCAAGUGAUUAUGAUCUAACAAACAUCAUUGCAGCAUAUCGGGAUAGAAAUGUUACAACAGUCUUUUCAGAUCCCAACCCUCUCUGGAUGGCUGGAAGAGCAACAGAUACACCAUUUAUCAUUAACGCCACUAUUCAUUACCCAGUGGAAGUUAUCUUAUAUCAGCCAGGAUUUUGGGAAGUGAUUAAAUUUGCCUGGAUCCAGUAUGUCAGCAUUCUCCUUAUAUUUCUUUGGGUGUUUGGUAGGAUUAAAAUGUUUAUAUUCCAGAAUCAUGUGUUGACGACAACUUCAGUAACACCAGUUUUGCCAGUGUCUCCAGUACUGUCCUACAAACAGCACCAGUCCUGAGGAGAUACUUGAGAAUACUUUAAAGAAAUGCAGUUCAAAAAAUAGAUCCCUGACUUUGUGUGUUUUUUACUUAGGAAGAUCAAACUUUGUAGGUGUGUUCCAAUUUUGUUCUGUUUUUGGUUUUUUUUUCAAGUACACGUUCAUUCAUCUUUUUCUCUGGGAACACUGCUUUGGGACUGAAAAGUUUUGUAUCUUUGACAGAAGAAGAACCUAGUUUUUUGUUUGGUUUUUUUUUUCAACUAGAACACACUUCGAAAACCAGCAGAAAGCAAUGAAGCUGCUUUUUCAUGAUCUUGAUUUUGCUUAACCUUGAAGAUUGAAAAUAACAUGCCAACAGUAUCAGCAUAAGCUGUUUUUACUGUCUUGUAAAUUAAUUCACCAUUAAGGUAGAGUUCUGCCAAGGGGUAUUUGUACAUGUGUUUAUAUGCACUAUGAAAGGAAAAAAUACAAGGAAUGUGAAGAAGUGUAUGGAUGAGUUACCAUCAGAGCCAUACUUCCAUAACUGUGGCUAUAUGUGCUCACCAAUUUAGGUAUUAAGUUGGAUAAAUUCAAGAUUGAUGUGAGAAACUGGGUUGUGGGUGACAGUGUCUGCAAGGUUUGCACAAUUGUCUGCUGUUGGCAUUAUUACUGUAGCACUACACCAUUAAUUGUAAAUUGGGAAUAGUAAAACAGAGAAGCCUGAUAUUUGUUUAAAGAACACUAACAACAACAAAAACCUACCAGAGAAGCUUCAGAGUUCCAAAGCAAGUGAAAAAUUACUUUCAGAACUUAAAUGAUAACUUAGAAUAAAUAAAAAUUAAAUCAAUUAUUAUCA